Messenger RNA from Acanthopagrus latus (yellowfin seabream), 1726 nucleotides. Its product is annotated as G-protein coupled receptor 84-like. Gene Ontology annotation, biological process: neuropeptide signaling pathway. The record is from RefSeq and is a predicted model, not a curated record. NCBI's taxonomy places the organism in Eukaryota, Metazoa, Chordata, Actinopteri, Spariformes, Sparidae. Gene Ontology annotation, cellular component: membrane. Gene Ontology annotation, molecular function: urotensin II receptor activity. The coding region runs from base 302 to 1534 and encodes 410 amino acids. The transcript is spliced from 2 exons.
GUUUUAUGUGUAAACAAGAAAACUUGGGUUUUCAUUGGCUUGUCUCCUUUGUAUGGCAGACGACUGACUGGCCAAAUAUGGCCUUACAGUAGAGCUUAUAUCACCACUUGAAUAACAGCCAGAGUUUUGCAUUUUUUUCAUGUGAACAGAGUGUUGUUGGAAAAAAAAUUAAAUUGUAAAAUCCCUUUAUAGGUUUGGACUAGGCCUAACAAGGCUAUCACUGGGAGAAAUGGCAGAAUGCUGGCUACAAAAGAUGAAGAUCAACUGGCAGAGAAGACAGGGAGCACGCAGAUAAGGGAGAAUGAUGAUGAACCACACCAACCAAACAGAGGACGACCUCUUCUCCUGCUACAGUCCUUCAGUUGUCGGCUACCGCUACUUUGCUGUGCUGUGCGGAUGUGCUGUGACCAUCAUAGGUACGGUGGGGAACUUGAUGACCAUUCUAGCCUUCGCCACAGAUCCUCAUCUGAGGACGCAUUUCAACAUGCUCAUCGUCAACCUGGCUCUAGCUGAUCUCCUGUAUUGCACCAUACUGCAGCCCAUCUCAACUGACUCCCAUCUGCACCUCAGAUGGCGCACUGGUCAGCUGUGCUGCAGAAUCUUCGGCCUGCUCCUCCUUCUCUCCAACUCUGUCUCCAUUAUCACCCUCUGUCUGAUAGCAGGCAGCAGAUACCUCAUGGUCGUCAAGAGGGCUGUGUUUGACCGUGUCUUCUCUGACCUUGGUCUUUCUUUACUCAUCAUCUCAGCAUGGACACUAGGCCUGGCCAGCUUUGGCCCACUAUGGUAUGGUUACGUGUUUGUGCCGAAGCUGUGUGUAUGCACCAUCACCCGGACGACAUACCAUCCCUACACCAUCAUCCUGCUCUUGUUCUACUUUUUUGUCGGUCUUGGAUGUAUUGGUACAUUUUACUUCCUCAUCUACAGACGUGUCAGGAUUGCAUCACAAGCUCUACUCCACUACAGGUUCAGCUGCCAAUCUUCCUGGAAGAAAACCACUUCUUCAGCACACGACACCAAUGACAGUGGAGUGGAGAGCAGUGUGGCCAACACAUACAGCUGUGAGAUGAGCAGCCAUGGAGAAUUAGACAAAAAUACAGAUGGGAUCACUAGUGAAAAGUCUUCUCAAUCUACUCACAGCUCUGCCACAGCUGAAUCAACAACCAAGUCUACCUGUGAGAUCGUCACUACAUCCUCUUCACCCACACCUGCUCCCACAAAUGCAGCCUCCUCCUCCCACUGCACAGCCUCAGGAGAUGAUAAGGAAAUGAAGCAUGUGACACACAUGUGUUUAGCUGUUUUCCUGGGUUUUGUGUUCUGCUUUGCCCCCUUCCUUUUGAUCAACAUAGCCGACGAACAUAACCGUGCCCCACAGGUUUUGUACAUGAUCUUUAGAAACCUCUCCUGGCUCAACAGCUGUAUCAACCCUGUGCUCUAUGCUGUCAUGAACAGACAGUUUCGACAGGCCUACCAUGUGCUGCUCACCAGGGCUGCAGCACCAUUCAUCUGCCUGUGGACCUGGUGGUCAUCUUCUUGAGCACCUGACCUCAUGGAAUUGAAAGAGAGUUAUAUGUAACACAUUUUGCUCUUACCUGUAGUACAAGUCUGUCUAUCAAGAUUGGAAAUGUGUUCUUUAGCACUUUGAGCACCACAAGCUAGUUCUUGUCUUAUCUAGUUCAGAUAUCAAAACUCUGCAACUCACACUGAAACAACCUAGAUGGAUGAAUAG